AUGCGGAAUCCACCCCCUCCGUCUCCAUUGAGCAAAGUCAGCUCGCCCUCCGAUCCUGCUCACACACCCGGUCCCCCUUCACCCGGCGUCGCCCUCAGCCCACCCGCACUCUCCCAUGAGACCGUCACUUCCCCCUGCUACAUCCAUUCCUACCUCGACAAGCACGGCAACGGGUCUCUGCACGACUACGUCAAUGCCAAAUCGUCCCAGUCACCCGCGGCCCACUCUCCCCAGGCCAGCAGACGGCUGGGCACGCCUUUGGGCUCCGGGACGCCCCAGACCGCUCGUCCGCACCACGUUCACAACUCGAAGCCGCAUAUACAGCUCCCCCACCACAACCAGCACGGAUCUCCCUCGCACAAGGGGGGCUCGCGGACGUCCCCGGUAGCCUCCGCGGCGUCGACCAGUGGGUACGAUUCGGACCGGUCCGAGGCCACCGGACUAGGUUUGACCGACGGGGACUAUGAUGAAGAGGGAGGGAACUUGACCAAGCAGCUGGCGGAGACUGCUCAAGGUGUAAGGGAGAUGAGCAAAGAGCUUCAACGUACUCGAGUCCGAUCUCGCAUCCAAAGCGUCCUCAUCGUGACCAAAGCCCGUGACAAUGCCCUCAUCCGCCUCACCCGCGAACUCGCCAUCUACCUUAUGCAGAAGCGCGCCUCGUCCGGUGGCUCCAGCGCGGAUCAACCCAAAUCGUCCAUGUCAUCCUCGUCCAUCGCUUCGCAAUCCCCCGGGAGCUCCGACAGAGGGAUGAUCGUCUAUGUCGAUGCCCAGCUUCGGCAUUCCAAACGCUUCGACGCGGAGGGUAUCAAGCGGGAUCAUCCGGAGUUCUCGAAAGCCCUUCAUCGGCGGAGAAGCAGCUCGAGUGUUAGCGUCAAUACGAUGAGCGCGUACCCGAGCUCGGCUAGUCUUGGGGAGGCGCAGCGGAAGAAGAGGGAAGACGAGGGGCAGCUGAGGUAUUGGACGUCGGAGAUGUGUAGUGGAUCGCCGCAUCUGUUCGAUUUCGUCAUUACUCUUGGGGGAGACGGUACUGUUCUCUUCACUUCCUGGUUAUUUCAAAAGAUAGUUCCUCCCAUCCUCCCCUUCGCCCUCGGCUCCCUCGGCUUCCUCACCAACUUCGACUUCUCCUCAUACGCCAAGACCAUGGACCGAGUUCUCGAAGACGGUAUCCGUGUCAACCUCCGCAUGCGCUUCACCUGUACAGUCUACCGCGCCGUCGCGCCCGAAGAAGCGUCCAAGGCCGCUCAGGCUACCGGUGGCGGCAGGCGUAAGGCGAUCAAGCGCCCCGGCGGCGAGAUCCUCAUGAGCACGGUGGAUAAGGCGGGAUGGGAGGCUCUGGAGGGAUCGAGUAAUCCGUCCUCAUGCCAAAAGACGGAAGGGGCGAAGGACAAGGAGAUUAUGUGUUUCUCGACGAGGCCGGUCGAGCAGUUUGAGGUGUUGAACGAUUUGGUGGUGGACAGGGGACCGAGUCCUUAUGUCAGCUUGUUGGAGAUCUUCGGCGAUGAGCAUCACCUCACCACGGUACAAGCGGACGGUCUGACGGUAUCUACCCCUACUGGAUCUACCGCCUACUCUCUCUCCGCCGGCGGUUCGCUCGUCCACCCGCAAAUCCCCGCUAUCCUCCUCACCCCCAUCUGUCCCCACACGCUCUCCUUCCGGCCCAUGCUGCUUCCCGACUCGAUGGAGCUCCGGAUCUGCGUUCCGUACAACUCGCGCAGUACCGCCUGGGCGAGCUUCGACGGUCGGGGCCGAGUAGAGCUGAAACAAGGAGACCACAUCAAAGUCACCGCGUCGAAAUACCCGUUCCCGACCGUCUGCGCCGACAAGGCCUCUACCGACUGGUUCAGCUCCAUCUCGCGCACUCUACGAUGGAACGAACGGGAGAAGCAAAAGUCCUUUGUCGUCGUCGAGGAGGACGACGCGGGCCCGAGCGACGGACCGAAGGGCGGGCCAAAGCAGCAGCUCAAGAACAAGCGGCAUGCCGAGGCGGGCAAUGAGGAUGAUCCGAAAGAGGCGCAAAGGGCUCUUAGGAAGCACGACGAGGAGGAUGAAGAAGAAGAGGAGGAAGAUGAUGACGAGGAUGAUACAUUUGAUAUCGACGACGCAUCCGGAGGGGAAGCGACCGGAUCUCCUCCAUCGCCCGCUCAGUUCAGCGAUGAUCACGAGCAAUCUUCGUCCCAGCCCAAUCAACCCUCGAAAACGCAUCACGCAGCCUCACCGCCCAAAUCAGGCGUCUCCACCCCAAGCCGCUUCGCUACCCAAUGCUCUGGCCCUCCUCCCCUUUCUCAGCGACACCUCGUCCAGAAACUCGCCGCGGCCGGUGUGGAGCUCAAGGAGAAGGAUAAUGAGCGUGGACAGCGGGACGAGAUACGGUCCGACUCGAGCGCAUUCAGAAUCGCCGAGGCGGGUCAUGCGAUCCCGACGGACAGGGAUGAUGGGGCGGAUGCGGGGAUGUCGACGCCGAAGCUCAAGGAGAGGCAGCGGACGAGGGAGAAGGAGGAUGGGCAUGCUCAUGGGCACGGGCAUGGGAGAGCAAAGGGCAGAGAUGCGAGUCAGGGGCGGGAGGGGAAGGCUAAGGCUUUUGCAUUCUUUGGACAGGACGACUCGGGCUCGGAGAUGAGCGACGAUCUGCAGGAGCCGUGA
Messenger RNA from Dioszegia hungarica, 2640 nucleotides. RefSeq lists its product as uncharacterized. Bases 1 to 2640 code for a protein of 879 amino acids. The record is from RefSeq and is a predicted model, not a curated record. NCBI's taxonomy places the organism in Eukaryota, Fungi, Basidiomycota, Tremellomycetes, Tremellales, Bulleribasidiaceae. Gene Ontology annotation, molecular function: NAD+ kinase activity. The transcript has 8 exons. Gene Ontology annotation, biological process: NAD+ metabolic process; NADP+ biosynthetic process.